Messenger RNA from Hyla sarda, 2607 nucleotides. Its product is annotated as posterior protein-like. The coding region runs from base 985 to 2607 and encodes 540 amino acids. Lineage: Eukaryota; Metazoa; Chordata; Amphibia; Anura; Hylidae. The record is from RefSeq and is a predicted model, not a curated record. Gene Ontology annotation, molecular function: nucleic acid binding; zinc ion binding. The transcript has a single exon.
AUCCUGUUUAAAGCCAUACGAUAAGCCUGGCACCUGAGUGAUAAGAAUGGAGGUGAGCUACAGUUCUUGUUACCUCCAAUAAUAUAAGCCAUAAAACCAGCCCCUGCUGUGUUGGAUACAAUGGACUGCAAAUCAUCCUGUCAGCCCACCAAGGUGUGAUUCUCAAGGAAACUUGGAUAUCUGUCAACACAGUAUGGGACAACAAAGAAGACCCCCCACUCAAGAAGACAUCAAAAGGACAAGAACUGAUUGCAAUGCAAAUAAACUGUAACUGUUCUGAUUGGCCAUGGAGAUGUCUUGGGAUGGGCAAUGUAUGGGUUAUGUGUGUGGAUGACUGCUAUAUAUGUGUUACUUAUAGGAUGAUGAGAUAGAGACAGAGCACUUCCUACCCCCUUCCUAUCACCUUCCCCUCUUCCUUGCACCCCUAUCCCUUAAUUAGUUAGGUUCCCCCUUUGUAUUUAUAUGUAUAUGUGUAGUUUGUAAUAAACCCCUAUAAAGAUCCAGUUGUCCUCAAUCAAUUAGUAAGGCACCCCAAAACAAAGCAGUUUCUACAUUUGGCACCCCAGAUGGGACUGUGAUUUAAAAUUCCACAGAGGAUCCACAGGAACGAAUCUGCUUUGCUCCAAAUUUCUAAGAGGAAAAGAUCGAGGAACGAGGAAUCUGGAUCUUGGAUACAAAGGAAAUCCUGGUGAGUGUAUUGUUUCAUUUAUGUUAUUUGUAAGCUGAUCCUAGCAAGUUUAGUGUAGCUAUUAAUCAGGUUGUGUAUGACAUUUUAUUGGUAGUGAUUAGUUAUAGCUGUAAAGGAAGUGUGACUUAUUUUGUGUUUUUAGAAGUGAGCUUUACAUUGGAGUAGGCCGAAUAUAUGUUGUGUGAGACCAUUGUUCUAGAUAAGGUACUGGUCAGGUGAGGCCUAGGAUUUUGCUUGUUGUUGUAGGAGUGGUUGUAUUGUUAGUUUUGUUUGUUGUAUAUUACUGUAUUGUUAAUAUGGAACUUGUGGAGAAGUUUGUGGAGAAGCAUGCCUCUGUUAAGUACCAGAGAUGUGCAGAUGGGUCUCUGGGAGAUCAGUUUAUGGCAUUGAGGAUGCAGUGCCAGGAGUAUAAUGGUAACAUUGGUUGUAAAAAGAAUAGCAAGAAGUGGAAGAAAGAAAAGUUAGGUAAUGAAAUCUUAUUGCUUAUGAAAAUUAAGGAAAUAGCGGAAGAGAAGGAGACCAAGUGGCAGAAUGAGAGGAGGCAGAUGAAAGAGAGUUUAGAUAAGAUUGCAGAGUCUGUUCUUGAAAUUUCUGCAGAGUCCAGUAAUGAAUUGGGACAUUUAAAGGCAGAAAUAGAGGAAUUAACCGAAAGUAACAAAGGGCUGGUGGAGUUGGCAGAGUGGUAUGAGCUUAAGGUUGGCUCUAAUAGGUCCCAUUUAUUGUCUUUAGAGAAUAAGAUUAGUCAGAUGGAGGUGAUGAUAGCUGAUUUAGAAGGGCAGCUGGCUAAAGCAAGAUCCCGACUAGUCAGCCAAGAGCAGCACAUCCGGUCCCUUACAUUGCAUAAAUGUGAAGUAACAAAUGUCUGCACAAUUUCAUCUAUGGAUGGGGGCGGGGUAACAGGCAUGGUAGACGAUAGUCCUCCAGCUUUGACCAUCCAGGACAGACUCCAUUUGUGUAAAGUUAUUGGAGAAUGUAAUACAAGCGAAUCACCCAUAACUUUAUCCAAUAGGUUUGAAGCUGUAGUGAAGCAGUAUCACCUAGAUAACAAAGAUGCCUGGUCUCUGCUCCGAGCUUGGCUUCCAGGGCCACUGGCAGCGCAGUUAACAUCUGCCCACAUAGAUGAUGACUGUAGAGGUGCAGAAUUCCGGAGGAAGGAGCUGCAGCGUGUUUUGGGUGGACGAGACAUUAGGGGUGAAGAUGCCCUAAGAAAGUUGCGGUUCAGGCGAUGUGAUGAUCCGGUCAUAUUUUGUAAUGAUUAUCUCUCCCUAUAUAAGUCUGUUUAUAACUGCCCAGAAAUGUCUCAGGAUGAUACCAAUUUCCUGUAUUCCAUGGCAAAUAGAUGUAACGUAGAUUACACCACGAGAUUGGCGCUGAGAAAUACCAGCUCCCAUGAGAAAUUUAUCAAUAUUUUGAGGGACUGGUGUGAAGGGUCUGGAGACAGGAAUGAGACACCCGAAAACAUAUCUGUUGUGUAUAGACCUAGGAGGAAAUGGUGGGUUAGAUAUUGUUACAAAUGUGGCAGACCAGGACAUAUUAAAAAAUAUUGUGAGACAUCUAAUGUGUAUCCUGAGCCUAUAGACCAUUCAUCACAGCAGGAGGUUAGCAGCAUUCAGCCUGAGGGGGAGAAUCCCACCCAGAAUAAAGAAGUCACACAAAGGUGUGAAGAGAUGGGUGAUAUGGAGACUAACCCUGUUAUAUUUACAUCAAAUUCCCCAACAAAACAGUGCCCCAAUGUAAAUGAGGAAGAGACAAAGAAACAGAAAGACACAUCCCCUUGUGAACAGCAAAAGGCAGGCAUUAAUAUCCCAAUGUACAAUCCAUGGGGAAAUCUGCCAUUUUUACUAUUCUUGAGUUGGUCACAGAUUGCUCUACCCCUAUUGAUUAAUAGCACAGCACAGUGUGAUAAUAUGUGUUGGUAA